AUGCCUGCCAACCUUCUCACCAAGCUGUUGGGGUCACACCAGUUUCAGCUCCUAUGCGAUAAAUUUGGUUUGGAUGAUGAUGAUGAUGAUGACAACGCCAUUGCGAUUCUCGAGGUGCCCAGGGAUUCGCCCAGUGAAUUCGCGGGAGCUAGAUUGCUGCUGCUGGAUCAAACAGGAAAUGUUCAUAGUAUUUACAAGGAGGAUUCUGUGUGGGUCGGGUCAUACUGGGACGAGUUCUCCUCGCUUCCACCGAUCAUUCCCAGAGGUCCCAUUGCAAUUCUAGGACUGGGCGGUGGUACUGCUGCACGAUUGCUGCUCCACUUGUGGCCGAAGCGAGAAUUGAUAGGCUGGGAAAUUGAUGAGAUCCUAAUUGACAAGGCAAGGGAUUUUCUCGGCUUGUCGGAGUUAGAAGGCAAAAACAAACACGGUGGAGGGCUUACAAUUCACAUCGACGAUGCUCUCUCGGAUGCAAAUGAUCCCAAGGGUGGAUUCGCAGGCAUUGUCGUGGAUUUGUUCUCAAAUGGCGAUGUUCUGCCAGUUCUCAAGGAGGCAGAGACAUGGUUUAAGCUCAGGAAAAGACUGAGACCCGGGGGCCGGAUCAUGAUCAACUGCGUGGAAGAGCAAAGACGUGGACAUGACGAUGAUGAAACUCUACAGUCCACAAUUACGGGCGAGAACCAUGUUCUUUAUGCGAUGUCAAAGGCAUUUCCAGGCGAGCAGGUGAACUGGCGGAAGCUUGAUCAAGUGAAUAACAAGAUGGCUUUCACGGGUCCCCUCCCCAAUCUCACACAGUGGUCUCAGGCUGUUCCCGAGAGGCUGCGAAAAGGGACACUACAGUGGAAGGCUUUCAUCCAGUGAAGAAAAUGCCUCUUUUCACUUUUUCAUUGUUGUUGCUGUCAUAGUUUGCUAAUCGAUCAAUCCAUCUUUGGCUGGACAA
Selaginella moellendorffii is the source of this 937-nucleotide messenger RNA. RefSeq lists its product as uncharacterized. Bases 1 to 858 code for a protein of 285 amino acids. The record is from RefSeq and is a predicted model, not a curated record. NCBI's taxonomy places the organism in Eukaryota, Viridiplantae, Streptophyta, Lycopodiopsida, Selaginellales, Selaginellaceae. The transcript has 9 exons.